CAGGUAACACCCGCUUCCCUCCUCCCAUUCCCAAUCCCAAUCCCACGAGCGGCGAACCACCCACCGGUAUAUAUCGGUACGUCGUCCUCCUCAUUUCCCCACCCAAACCCUACAACAGAAGCGAUGGGGAGGCUCUCCAUCCCUCACCCCCACCGCCUCCUCCUUCCCUCCCCCUCCCCCUCCCCUCUCCAUCCCCCCUCCAAUGCUUCCACUAUCCCCAGGCGGAGCCGCUUCUCUCCCUCCGCGCAUCGGCAAAUCAGGUCGGAGUUGUCCUUGUCGUGUGGAAGUCAUCUCAUACCGCACCCAGCAAAGGUCGAUAAGGGCGGAGAGGACGCCUUCUUCGUGACCAAUCACAAUGGUGGAAUUCUUGCGGUAGCCGAUGGUGUUUCCGGGUGGGCGGAACAGAGCAUCGAUCCUGCACUCUUUUCGCAAGAGUUGAUGGCAAAUGCUUCCGGGCUAGUUGUUGAUGAAGAGGUCAGUUAUGAUCCUCAAGCUCUCAUGAGAAAGGCUCAUGCUGCAACCUCCUCUGUAGGUUCAGCUACUGUUAUAAUUGCAAUGUUGGAGAAGGACGCAACCUUAAAAGUAGCAAAUGUAGGAGAUUGUGGACUUCGACUUAUACGAAGAGGGCAAGUAGUCUUUGCGACAUCUCCACAAGAACAUUAUUUUGACUGUCCUUACCAAUUGAGCUCUGAGAAAAUUGGACAAACAUAUCAGGAUGCCAUGGUAUGUACUGUUGAGUUGAUGGAAGGAGAUAUAGUUGUCAUGGGCUCGGAUGGCCUUUUCGACAAUGUCUUCGAUCAUGAAAUAAUUUCUACUGUCUCUGGGUCUCCAGAAGUGGCCGAGGCUGCAAAGAUACUAGCCAAUUUAGCAAGUAAUCAUUCGAAGGAUCCAAAUUUUGAUUCACCAUAUUCCAUGGAAGCCAGGAGUAGGGGCUUUGAUGUACCCUGGUGGAAGAAAAUUCUUGGAAGAAAAUUAACAGGGGGUAAGCUAGAUGAUAUCACUGUUAUCGUUGGGCGAAUAAUUAGCUCAUCAGAUAGCAGAGAGGUGGGCUAUGAAACCACUUAGUUUUGUGGUGAGUUACAGAUGUGAAGAUUUUGGAAUGAUUAAAAUUUACAUUAGAGUGCAAGUGGCUCCGAAGAAACUUCUGUUUUAAGAACAGAAAUUUAUUUCGGUCGGAGGCUACAAUGUCAUUCUAGCUACUAUACGUGGAGACAUAAGGUAAAUGUUUGGGAAAAAAAGAGAGUAUAUAAUCCACUUGAUGGUUGUUCAUACACUGCUACACCUGCUUAUGUUUGCAUCUAUGUUCCAAACAAGAUACUUUGGCUCCCUGGAUGAGAAUAUGACCAAUCAGUAGAACUAAUGACAGAUUGCUGCUUAGAUUUCUUUUCA
Molecule: messenger RNA, 1389 nt
Organism: Musa acuminata AAA Group (dessert banana)
Lineage: Eukaryota; Viridiplantae; Streptophyta; Magnoliopsida; Zingiberales; Musaceae
Product: probable protein phosphatase 2C 1
Exons: 11
Coding region: 124-1065 (313 amino acids)
Biological process (GO): protein dephosphorylation
Cellular component (GO): chloroplast
Molecular function (GO): protein serine/threonine phosphatase activity
Source: RefSeq, a predicted model, not a curated record